Molecule: messenger RNA, 489 nt
Organism: Nicotiana tabacum (common tobacco)
Lineage: Eukaryota; Viridiplantae; Streptophyta; Magnoliopsida; Solanales; Solanaceae
Source: RefSeq, a predicted model, not a curated record
AUGCCACUUAGGCCUAAGCUGUGCCUUCAAGCUGACAAAGAACCUCUUCAGCUUACAGGCAUGUUUCGAGGAGGCUUCGCAACCUUACUGAGAGAAUCUGUGGGUAAUGCUGCCUUCUUUAGUACUUACGAAUAUGUGCGAUAUUGCAUGCAUCUACAAUUAAAAGGUGCAUCAUCUGGAUCUGAGUCGAGCCAAUUGAUUGAUGUUGGAGUUGGGAUAAUGAGUGGUGGUCUUGGUGGUAUAGCAUUCUGGUCUGCUUUUCUUCCAUUGAAUGUAGCAAAGACGAUAAUUCAAACUACCCCCGAGAAAAACCAUCCAAGAAUCUUAACUUAUCAGAAAGAAAAAGAACAGUUAUAUCUCACUUAUAAAAAGAAGGAAUACAGAACAGACCAGUCUUACACAAUUUCAGUUGUGAAAGAUGGCCUUACUAAUAUACUAGCAUUUAGGGACUUUCGUCUGCAAGGAAAAGAUAUGAUAUGUGGAGCUUGA